This is a messenger RNA of Trachymyrmex cornetzi, 3525 nucleotides long. Its product is annotated as protein aubergine. Gene Ontology annotation, molecular function: protein binding; RNA binding. The record is from RefSeq and is a predicted model, not a curated record. NCBI's taxonomy places the organism in Eukaryota, Metazoa, Arthropoda, Insecta, Hymenoptera, Formicidae. The transcript is spliced from 10 exons. The coding region runs from base 1 to 2676 and encodes 891 amino acids.
AUGUCUCAACGAGGAGGAGGAAGAGGGAGAGCAAACCGUGGACGGGCAACACAAAAGCAGACAAGUUCUACGCCUCAGCAGGAACAACAGCAACUUCCACAUGCUCAGGCAUCAGCGAGCACUGGAGCUAUUCGCAGACCAGGACAAUCUACUACACAAUCGAGUACUGGACGCGGUGUAAUACAACGUGUUGGUGAAAAAGGUGACAGUGCAGCAACUGCACAAAUAGGCAGAGGUUUGGAGAAACUCAGUAUUCAACCUACUGCUGGUGGUAGUGGAGAUGCUGGUGCCAGUGCUGGUGCUGGUGCUGUAGCUGCUGGUCCUGUAGCUAUUGUGGCAUCUAGUAGAGGGGCAGCUCGCGGCAGAAGAAUCUUGCCUGCAGAUAUUUUUGUGACAAAACCGAGUCAUGUAGAGAAUAAGAAAGGUUCAUCUGGUACUCACAAAGUAAUAAAAGUAAAUUACUUUAAAGUACUUAAAGCGACUGAUUGGGCUCUUUAUCAGUAUCGUGUUGAUUUUUCACCUGAAGAAGAUCGCACAGUUGUGCGUAAAGCUUUACUCAAAGUACAUCAAAAGAAAAUUGGUGCAUAUAUCUUUGAUGGCACUGUAAUGUAUACAAGUCACCGAUUAUCUGAUCGAAUGGUAUUUACUUCAACUCGACAAUCGGAUGAACAGCAUAUAACAAUUACUGUUCGUCUUGUUGGUGAUAUGUUGGUAGGAGAUGCUCAUUACAUCCAAUUCUUUAACAUAAUUGUGAGAAAAUGUUACGAAGUUUUAAAUCUAAAAUUGGUCGGUCGCAAUUAUUUUGAUCCUGGGAGUAAAAUUGUUUUGCCGCAACACAAAUUAGAAUUGUGGCCAGGAUAUGUAUCAUCUAUUCGUCAACAUGAACGAGAUAUUUUAAUGUGUGUCGAGAUAUCGAGUAAGGUUAUGAGAUUAGAAACUUUGGGAGAUAUCUUGAAUAGCUUGUAUCGAGAAGAUAGUGAUAGAUUCAGAGAAAAUUUCUGUAAUGCUGUAAUCGGCACUGUAGUUCUUACCGAUUAUAACAACAAUACAUACCGCAUUGAGGACGUAGAUUUCUCGGCUUCUCCUAGCAACUCAUUUCCUUUGAGAAACGGCGAAAGUAUAACAUACAUAGACUAUUAUAGACAAAAAUAUGAUAUUAAGAUUCGAAAUCCUGGACAUCCAAUGCUGGUGACGAGAUCCAAAACGAGGGAUCGACAAGCUGGAGAGGGAGAGCGUGUUUAUUUGGUUCCUGAAUUAUGUCGUGCAACAGGUUUGACCGAUUCAAUGAGAGAAAAUUACAAACUCAUGUCAAGUUUGGCUGUUGAGACACGUCUUCAACCUGGAAAGCGUAUUGAGAAAUUAUUAAGAUUUAAUAAAAGGCUUUGUGAAGAACGUGAUAUCGUGAAAGAAUUAUCCGAAUGGAAUUUACAGCUAGAUAACAAGCUGCUUCAAAUUCCUGCGCGGCAGUUACUUAAUGAAAAAAUCUAUUUCGGCGGGGACGUAUCUGCCAAUGCCGAGCAAGGUGAUUGGACGAGAGCGAUGAUGAAUAAAAAAUGUGUGAUUUCUCCAAGAUUGAAAGAGUGGGUCUUUUUGAUUUCGGAAAGGGAUAAAUCUCUCGAACAGAAUUUUAUUUCAACUUUAUUAAAAUUAGCAGCAGGCAUACACUUUCAAAUAGAUAAACCAAGGUCCGAAUAUAUCCGUGAUGAUAGACCUGGCACAUAUAACGAAAGACUGGAACAUAUUCUUAGCAGACAAAUACCACAGUUGGUAUUUUGCGUGGUAUCAAACAAUCGCAGCGAUCGCUACUCUGCCAUCAAGAAAAAAUGCUGCAUUGACCGACCUGUCCCAUCACAGGUUUGCUUGUUGAGGACAUUGACGCACAAAAACCUUAAGUCUAUUGCCACAAAAAUAGCAAUACAAAUGAGUUGUAAAUUGGGUGGGGCACCGUGGUACGUGGAUAUUCCGUUGGAAGGGCUAAUGAUGAUCGGGUUCGAUGUUUGCCAUGAUACAACAAUGAAGAACAAAGAUUUCGGUGCUACAGUAGCGACUCUGAAUAGACGCAUGACACAAUACUUCAGCGCGGUAAACGCGCAUGAAACCGGUGAGGAAUUAUCGAAUGACCUUUCUGACAACAUAUGCAAGUCUGUACAAGCGUACUACGCGCUAAACAAAACUCUGCCGGGACGCAUUGUGAUUUAUCGCGAUGGCGUCGGUGAGGGUCAAGUUCCCCUGGUAAUGGAUCGUGAAGUUACACAGAUUAAGAAGAAGCUUGACGGAAUGUACGGUGGCCCAGAUAGAUACAGAAUGGCUUUCAUAAUAGUCACGAAGCGAUUAAAUACACGUUUCUUUGAGAACAACGAUAAUCCGGAACCGGGCACAAUAGUCGACGAUGUAAUCACAAGUCCGAUCAAAUAUGAUUUCUUUAUCGUAUCGCAGAAAGUGCGGCAGGGAACAGUAACACCCACUGCGUAUAGCGUUGUUUACGAUACUCUAGGUAUGGAUCCUGACAAGAUACAGCGUCUUACAUAUAAGUUGACGCAUAUGUACUACAAUUGUUCAAAUACCGUUAGAGUACCGGCGCCCUGUCACUAUGCUCAUAAAUUAGCGUUUCUGGUGAGUAAAUUCAUUCACCGAGCGCCGGAUACGCAGUUACAAAACACAUUGUAUUUUUUAUAAUCCCAUUUUUUUUGUAAUAUUAAUAUUACAUCAUUUUAUCUUUUUUUUUUUAAAUGUACGAAUAAUCUCACGGAUACUUCCUAUAUAGAAGCUAUGUAUUUCGCGGGUUAUCUCUACCUCAAUCCUGGAAUGCCAAUGUUUCGUCAAUGUAUAUGAAUGAACUAUUAUCAGAUUGCACCUCGUCCAAGAAUAGAUAUUGACGCAGAGAUAACCCGCGAUUUAUCUUCUAACUUUUAUCAGUAUUAUAUUUCGGGCCAGUUUCUUACAGAAGCGAAGUUUUAUUUUUAUGGUAAUUAAAAUUUCUUAGAGAGGUUGGAAUACUAAACGAAAAAACCAAAUGACAUACUCGCACUUUUAUUUUAAAAUAACAUUGCUAUGAAGUAAUACUUCAUAAAGAGUAUGAAUUAAUAACAUGAAUACAUGAAACUUAUUUAGAAAAAAAUUACAGCAUUAAACUGAUAUAUACUAAAAAAUAGAUGGAUUUUAGCGUCCCGACUUCUCUGAAAUUUUUAAGGCUCUCGCUGUAAUUACGUGAUGUGAAAGAUUCAUUAAUUUUUUUAUAUAAGGUAAACAUCCCAGUGACCAGACAUGUACUUAUGUCCAGACACUUACAGUGGGACGUUUAUCUUAUAUUAUGAUUAUAUAUUCGAUAUGAUUAAUGUGCAGUGAAGAAUACUUCCACAACUUGAAUUGGUUAAUACUCGAUUUCUAAAAUUCUAUUGUACACUGUCUACCUCUUUAUAUUUCAUUGUAUCAUUGAUUUUGGAAUUUUUUUCCAAAACUUUGAAUACAGUACAGUAUCUAAGCAAAUGAAAUUGAUGUUAUGUUACGGUAGUUACUAUAAAUCAA